Messenger RNA from Arachis ipaensis, 2617 nucleotides. Lineage: Eukaryota; Viridiplantae; Streptophyta; Magnoliopsida; Fabales; Fabaceae. The record is from RefSeq and is a predicted model, not a curated record.
AGCAAAACAGUGUAACAAACCCUUCCUUGCUAACACAUUGACACGUGUACUCCCUAUUUAUACAUUGCUAACACAUUGCUACCAAAUAAAGCUUAAUAACCAAUCUCAUUAGAAAUUUGUAGCAUUUGGUUAGUUCUCAAGUUUCUCCUUCUCAGUUUGGUUUCAAGUUUGCAGCAUUUGGUUACUUCUCAAGUUUCUCCUUCUCAGUUUGGUUUCAAGUUUGCAGCAUUUGGUUACUUCUCAAGUUUCUCCUUCUCAGUUUGGUUUCGGCAAUCCCAAGGUCAUGCAAUAAAAUGAAGUUCCUGUUUUCUCAUUGGUUGAUAAGUGAUUUGGAGGAUCACCAUGUUGGAUUAGACAUGCAUAAAGUAUGUUAAACUUUCCCGCUCUUUUAACACAUUUCAAUAGCAACUUUUUAUUACAAUUUCUUGGUCUGCCUUUCGAGCAGCUGGUAGUGUAUAUAUACAUGUUUGUUGCACAAGAUUGUGUAGAAGGUGUACACACUUUUAGAUGGCCACGCUUAGUAUUUCAAAUAGUGCAACCCAUGGAGUUGAUCGUGUGGCAGACAUCAACCCGUCUAAACUAGAAUGGUCCGUGGUGGUGGGCGUUGUUCGACUGUACGAGGUUCCGAGUCAGUGGAAUCCGGAUGAAGCUUUUAGCAUCGAGAUGAUCCUUCAGGAUGAACGGGGUGAUCGGAUCCAUUGUAGUGUACCGAGGAACAGCAUUGUGAUAUUUAGGAGUGUUAUCCGCGAGCAUGAAAUCUAUUCCAUGAAGAACUUCAUUGUGCAAGGCUAUGGAAAGUCAGUGAGGACUACACCUCACAAAUAUAAACUAAGUUUUUAUAUGAAAACGUCUGUGUCUAGACUCACCCCUGACACAUUUGUUUUCAACCCGUUUCGAUUCACAAAGUAUGAAGAAAUUGAGGCAAUGGCUUCAGUUGUCGCUCAAAACCACUUGAUCGAUUGCAUUGGUCAUGUGGUAGCUAAAGAAGAUGCAAGAGAUUUGGUUACCAAAACUGGGCAACACACUAAACGCAUGGUGGUUUACUUGGAGGAUUUAGAGUUUGUUUUCUUGAUUCUCCUUUUGUUGUUGAAUGAAUUUUGACGUGGUUAUAAUCUUUUUUAUAUUAGCUGUUUUUGUGUCACUUUGGUGGUGUUCUUAUUGAUGCAUUCUGCCUGUGUUUUUAGGGGACAUAAGAUGAAGUGUACUCUAUUUGGCACCUUUGUUGAUGAAGUGGUUACAUUCUUGCAUAGGCCAGAUUGUGAGCCAUUAGUUAUGGUUGCCCAGCUUUUUAAACCAUAUGUAUAUUUGAAUGAUGUUAACAUCCAAAGUAGCUUUGACCCUUCUCGAGUAUAUUGUAAUGCUGACUUCCCUGCUGUUAUUAGUUUCAAGAAGAGGUAUGCAAAAAAUGAAAAAAAGGGAAGGUCAAUUCCUUUAGUUUUUUCUCCAUAUAUGCAUAAUUUUUUUUAACAAUAAAAACUGUGCUGUGUUAUGUUCAAUAUUUUUUGUGUUAUGUAGUUUACUUGAGCAAGGUGAUCUAGCUUCUCAGAGAAUCAAUCUUAUCGAGAGUCAUGGCCAACCUUCCGUCUCUGAUGAAAUAUCUCGAGGAACAAUUCCAAUCAAGUCAAUGGAAGAAGUUCUCAACUUGGACCAUGAGACAUCAUGUUGGGUUGUUGGUACCAUAGUUUCUGUCGAUGUGGGUUUGAAGGAUUGGUUCUACGUAUCGUGCAACACAUGUCCCAGAAAAGUGCAGCCAAAUAAGGACCGCUAUUGGUGUGAUCAUUGUAGAAAGGUUGGGUUUAAUGGUGCUCUGAGAUAUCGUCUUGCUGUCAUCCUUACUGAUGGUACCGGUUGUAUUAAGGUGACCUUAUGGAAUUCAGAAGCCAAGACUAUUGUUGGCAAAUCAGCCAGUGAAAUACGUGAUCCGACUGAUACAUACCCGGGAAGUUCGUAUCCGAAAGCUUUCGAUGCGAUUGUUGAAAGGAAGUAUUUGUUUAAAUUGUCUGUGACGUAUCGGAAUAUCAGGUCGGUUGACCAGCCUUACAAUGUAGUUAAGAUAAGUGAUGAUGAGUCGCUGAUAGGCCUUUAUUCGACGGAAUCUUCGACUUCCGUUAAUAUUGGGGCAAGGGUUCACAGUUUUACAACCAGUUUGGGUGGUGGUUCUCAUGAAGGGGAUCAAAGUUUUAGUGCCACUUUGGAUGGUUCUUGCCAAUUGGAAACUGAAUCAGAAGCAAAUGCGUUGGGUUUUAUAUCUGCAUUGAAGGACUCCCCAACUGAAAGCAAAUGUGAAAGCGUCCAUGCCAGUCCCGUUAAGUCGGUGGUCGGUGAGGUUGUUGACAAUGCUAUCACGGUAGGGAUAUGUACUCCAGAUGGUCAAGGUUCCAGCAACAAGACAUUUAAAAGAAACACUGGAAAGAGGAAGCUAGAGUAAUCUUAGUUUGAGUUGUUUUGCAUAAGGGUGAAUUGAGGAAUUAAUGUUGUAAAACUAAUGUUAAAUAUGUUAUAUUACAUGUUGUUGCUUUAGUAGUGUAAUGUCAAGUACAUGGGAAUUAAGUUCAAGGUGUUGUAAGUUCUAAUUAGUUAGGGGUUGAAUGAUGAAGGUAGGUGUAAGUGGGUGCAA